Boeremia exigua is the source of this 884-nucleotide messenger RNA. Its product is annotated as carbonyl reductase. The transcript has a single exon. Gene Ontology annotation, molecular function: oxidoreductase activity. NCBI's taxonomy places the organism in Eukaryota, Fungi, Ascomycota, Dothideomycetes, Pleosporales, Didymellaceae. The record is from RefSeq and is a predicted model, not a curated record. Bases 116 to 844 code for a protein of 242 amino acids.
UAUAUAUUGGACUCAGCGGCUUUCGUCAUGUACACUCGCAAAUCAUACUUGACUCGCAUCUUUCUAGCUCAUUGUCCCACACGCAUUACAAACACUUGCUUCUCGACUAAACGAGAUGUCCACCAUAACCCUCAUUACCGGUGCAAACCAAGGUGUCGGCCUCGCCACUGCAUUAAAGCUCGCCAAAACCCACAAUCACCAUGUAAUCAUCGGCUCUCGCAACGCUGAAGCGGGCGCCAAAGCCGCCGCUCAAGUAGCCGCAGAAGGAGGCUCUGCCUCCAGCGUCCAACUCGAUCUUGGAUCCGAUGCCUCCAUCGCAGCGGCUGUGAAAACGAUCGAAACAGCACACGGUCACAUCGAUGUUCUGGUGAACAACGCCGGAAUUCUGAUUGACGGAAAGAACCCCGAGCAAGCGACCCGCGACCUGUUCACCGAGACAUUCAACACCAACGUUAUCGGCACCGCAGUCCUUACUGAGGCUUUCAUCCCUUUAAUCCGCAAGUCAGCGAACCCGAGGAUCGUCUUCGUGUCAUCCCGCAUGGGCUCUCUGCAACAAGCCACCGUGAAGGACACACCAUUCUACGCGAUUGACUAUAAAGCUUAUGAUGCCAGCAAAGCGGCGCUGAAUAUGUUGGCCUUGAAUUAUGUGCGAAUUUUGGAGGAUGUGGAUGCCAAGGUCAACGUUGCGUGUCCGCAGCUUGUGAAGACGAAUUUGACAGGCUGGACGGAUUAUGGAAUCACGCCUGAGCAGGGGGCGGAGAGAAUUGUGGAGUUGGCGACACUGCAGAAGGGGGAUAAGGUUACUGCGACGUUUAGUGAUCGCGAUGGAGAGAUCGCUUGGUAGAUAGCAGGAUAGCCGACGAAGGCCGACUUUACCGUGAGGA